AUGGCGCCCUUGGCUUCCAAAAUACUUGCCUCUCUCACCAUACUGAUGAUGUGCACCACCGCACUCGUCUCAGCCGCUGGAGCGCUGCCAUCACUUGAACAACAAGCAGGGGCACUUCUUGCCUGGAAAGCCAGCCUCAGUCAGCAAAGCCAAGACGCCCUGCGAUCCUGGGAAAACAUCUCAGCACCUUGCCGUUGGCAAGGCAUCCGGUGUGGUGGGCGCUGGCCGGUGAUUGCCGCCAUCUCCCUGCCGGGGAUGCGGCUGAGAGGGACACUUGAGUCUCUUGACUUCUCGGCUUUGAGGACCUUGGUGGCCCUUGAGCUCUCGCACAACGAGCUUGCCGGGAGCAUCCCUGUGAAUAUUAAGCUCCUCAAAGAACUUCGUGCUCUCCUCCUGCAUGACAAUCAGAUAAGAGGUUCAAUUCCACCUGUUUUAGCAAAUCUCACGAAACUGCGUCUCCUAAUGCUCCAUGACAAUCAAGUCUCCGGUGAAAUACCAAGGCAAAUAGGCGAGAUGGGUAAUCUUGUGAGCCUGAACUUGUCAAACAAUUACUUAGUUGGUCCUAUCCCUUGUGAAAUAGGUCACCUUAAGCAUUUGCUUAAAUUAGAUUUGUCCAGCAAUGACCUUUCCGGACCAGUUUCCUUCAGUCCAGCUAACUCAUCCAUACAAAAUCCUAUGAAUAAUUUUUCAUCUCAGCCUACUGCAAAAGUAAACUUAGAAAACAUAAAUAUGCUAUCAUUAUCCCAUAAUAACUUAAGUGGUCCCAUUCCCAAAGAUAUAGUGAAAUUUUUCGACCUACAACACUUGGACAUAAGCCAAAACAACUUUUCAGGUUCUAUCCCAAGCAAUAUAGGUAACCUGGCCAAACUCACUACCUUGUACCUUUACCAUAACCAACUUUCUGGACGCAUUCCUCGAGAACUAGGUUAUUUAGUGAACUUAGAGGACUUGAGGCUCAACAACAACACACUAUCUGGUUCCGUUCCAAGCAAUUUAUGGAAUUUGACCAAACUCGCUACCUUGCACCUUCACCGUAACCAACUUUCUGGACACAUUCCUCUGGUUUUGGGAUAUUUGGUGCACAUAGAGGACUUGCGGCUCAGCUACAACACACUAACAGGUUCCUUUCCAAGAAAUUUGUGUAAUUUGACCAAACUCAAGAUCUUGUACCUUGGCCAGAACCAACUUUCCGGAAAAAUUCUUUGGGAACUAGGUUAUAUGGUGAAUUUAGAGGACUUUCAGCUCAGUUUGAACAACCUAACAGGUCCUAUCCCAAACAGUUUAGGAAAUUUGACUAAGCUCACCUUCUUAAACCUUAAUUUCAACCAAUUUUCUGGACACAUUCCUCAAGAAAUUGGCGAGUUAAUGAAUCUGGAAAUGUUUGGAGUUUCUUUGAACAAUCUAUCUGGUGCAUUGCCAUCGGGUCUUUGCGCGGGAGGCCGACUACAGUUUCUCACCGCUAAUGGCAACAACUUGGUUGGACCCUUGCCAACAAGCUUGCUAAGUUGCAAAAGCCUAGUCAAACUUCGUCUUGAAGGAAAUCAGCUUCAAGGAGAUAUCUCCGAGAUGGGGCUUCACCCGGAUCUUGUCUAUGUUGAUAUCAGUUCAAACAAAUUAUUUGGUCAAUUAUCUCAUCGCUGGGGUGAGUGUUACAAACUUACAAUGCUACGUGCCUCAAACAAUAACAUUACUGGAGUCAUACCACCAAGCAUAGGGCAGUUAUCUCAGUUGGGGAUACUUGAUGUUUCAUCAAAUAAACUUGAAGGGCAGAUUCCACUGGAGAUUGGCAAUUUAACGUUGCUGUUCAACUUGAGCCUGGGUAAUAACCUGCUCCAAGGAAGUAUACCUAAAGAUAUUGGAUCGCUAAAGAAUUUGGAGUACUUAGAUUUAUCAUCAAACAACCUAAGUGGGAUGAUACAAGGGUCAAUUGAACAUUGUCUCAAGCUUCACUUCCUGAAUUUGAGCCAUAAUCACCUCAAUGGCAGCAUACCAAUCGAACUAGGAAUGUUGGUAAACCUACAAGAAUUGUUGGAUCUAAGUGAUAAUUCAUUUGCUAGUGUCAUUCCGAGUCAGCUGGGUGGUUUGAGCAUGCUCGAAGUUUUGAAUCUUUCACACAAUGCAUUGAAAGGUAGCAUCCCACCAUCAUUUCAGCGCAUGCUCAGCCUCCUAUCCAUUGAUGUGUCAUUCAACAAAUUGGAAGGGUCAGUGCCACAGAGUAGAUUGUUUGAAGAAGCUCCAAUCCAAUGGUUCAUGCAGAAUAAGAAAUUGUGUGGUGUAGUGAAAGGUUUGCCCCCUUGUGACCUUAAUCAAAGUGGUGAACAAAAAAAGAAGCCCAGAGCUAUUUUACUAGCUAUAAUACCUGUUGUUGUAUCUUUUCUGUUUAUCAUGGCACUAGUACCUUUGCAAUGUAAAACAAGGAAAUCCAAGGUGGAAAGCGCAAAUGAAUUGCAACAGACAAAUCUGUUUGCCAUCUGGAACUUUCAUGGAGGAGAUAUGUACAGGCAAAUUGUUGACGCCACAGAAAAUUUUAGUGACGCUCACUGCAUUGGAAUUGGAAGUAGUGGGUCAGUAUAUAGAGCUCAGUUACCAACAUGCGAGAUAUUUGCAGUAAAGAAGAUUCAUACAAUAGAAGAUGAUGAGCUAUUUAAUCGUGAAAUAGAUGCCUUGAUGCAUAUUCGGCAUCGCAAUAUUGUGAAGUUAUUUGGCUACUGUUCUGCUACUCAAGGAAGAUUUCUUUUGUAUGAAUACAUGGAACGAGGAAGCUUAGCAGCAUCUUUAAGGACCAAGGAAACUGCAAUAGAGUUGGACUGGACAAGGAGGUUAAAUAUUGUUAAGGAUGUGGCCCAUGCUUUGUCUUACAUGCAUCAUGAUUGCUUUGCGCCGAUAGUCCAUAGAGAUAUAACAAGCAACAACAUUUUGCUUGAUCUGGAAUUUAGAGCAUGCAUCUCUGAUUUUGGUAUUGCCAAAAUAUUAGAUGUGGAUGGGUCAAACUGCACAAGGCUUGCCGGGACAAAAGGAUAUCUUGCACCAGAGCUUGCAUACACAACAAGGGUGACGGAGAAGUGCGACGUAUACAGUUUUGGAGUGCUCGUGCUCGAGUUGUUCAUGGGACAUCAUCCGGGUGACUUUCUUUUGUCCCUCUCGUCCAUGGACAAGAGAAGUACAAUACCCAAGGAUUUGCUGGACACCCGGCUCCCAUUCCCUAAAGCUGAGAUUGCAAAUGAAAUAUUCAAAGUGAUUGCCAUCGCUAUUCGGUGCAUAGAACCUGACCCAUCACACCGUUCGACAAUGCAGGAUGCAAUCAAGGUGUUCUCUCCAGAUGAAGGGCCCGGUAAUCUUGAUUACCUGCACACUGACAUCGUCAUCCUUGCUUGUGGUCUUGAAUGUUCUUAGCACAUUGGUGUUCCUUAUGUUGCACCUUUUGAUCAGAUACUAUAAUUAGUCAUUUCGAUCAUAGAUUAUUUUGGCUUUACCCUAAAAGAUUGUACAGUAAGACUAGUAUACUAAGCUGAUCAGUCCUACUCCCUCCGUUCGGAAUUACUUGUCUCGAAUAUGGGUGUAUCUAGAACUAAAAUACGUCUAGAUGCAUCCAUUUCUGCGACAAGUAAUUCCGAACGGAGGGAGUAGUUGGUUGGGUAUUUGCUACUUCUAAAUAUUUGUAUAGCAAUGCAGAGAAACUUUUUGCUACUAGCUACUAGCUAACUGUAAAUAUUUAUAUAGCUGACUCGUGCUAUUUGUUCAAAAGAACAAAUAAAUAUUCCAUUUGCAUCCUCUAUUGGAAGAACUAGGAGCCCAUUCAAGUAUUCAACUGGUUAUUUCCUAUAUCUUCACCGUCAUGGCCUAGGCCUACUUUGUUGCCAGACGGUGAGCUCACUCACGCCCUUGGAAAUGCUCAUUAUGAAAUGGCGUCCUACUGGUCAUUUCUUCUAGUGGAAUUCAGAUCGACUUAAUCUAGUCUGCAAAUUGCUACAGGUAAGCGAUUGGAAUUUGAUUGUUCAGGUAGAUAUUGAUCUGCUACCAGCCUACCAUAAAGAAUGGACUAUUUUUUUUACUGUUAUUACACUUUUAGCAAUUUAACAUGUGCAAGUUUUCAGAUUUACACUAGCUUAUAUCACAUUAGGGCGUCUCCAGUGUAUGUCGGCCAUAAGUCUCAAAAGGUGGACCUUAGAGUACUUUACACAUGAGGAGAUCGACUCUAAGGCAUCUCCAUUCUCCAAUGUGGGCAUAAGGUCGGCCAUAAGGCACCUUAAGUCAACCUUAGGCGACUUUAGACAUUGUGCGCACAAGAAUCAGCAGUGCCUAUAACAACCCCAAAAAUACCUCAUAACUACCACAAAAAAUACACCCCAUCUGGAAACAUAUAUACAAAAUAUGGCUCAAUUGCACAAUAUAUCUAGAAUUUAAACUCAAUGCUUAACAUCCAACAAAAUAUAUAAAACAUGAGAAAUACUACAAAUAACAGUAUUGAGAUACAAAAGUUUACCAAAUUAAUGGUUUGCUUCUUAUGUGUCUCCCAUGACCUGAUCAAGGUAGAAGAAGUAGCAACACCUUCAAGACAUCAAUCAAAAGUGUAUUUUCAUAAGAAAAGACAUAAACAUCAAGUCAAAUCAUUACCACUGAACCAAAUCUGAAAACAUACCACUACA
This is a messenger RNA of Triticum aestivum (bread wheat), 4646 nucleotides long. RefSeq names its product probable leucine-rich repeat receptor-like protein kinase At1g35710. Lineage: Eukaryota; Viridiplantae; Streptophyta; Magnoliopsida; Poales; Poaceae. Gene Ontology annotation, molecular function: protein kinase activity; protein binding; ATP binding. Gene Ontology annotation, biological process: protein phosphorylation. Bases 1 to 3393 code for a protein of 1130 amino acids. The record is from RefSeq and is a predicted model, not a curated record. The transcript is spliced from 2 exons.